AAAUGCUGGCCACCCCCAACACAUUCCUUCACAGUAACACUCACACUACAGUACGUAGCACUUUGAGAAGCGAGUUUUAACCACAAUGGCUAGUAUUGAAAUCCCCACAAUGGUGCUUCCAAACUCUUGUGGUGAACAGAGAGUGCCAGUGAUUGGCAUGGGGUCAGCCCCUGACUUCACAUGCAAGAAGGAUACAAAGGAAGCAGUCAUUGAGGCCAUAAAGCAAGGCUAUAGACACUUUGACACUGCUGCUGCUUAUGGCUCAGAACAGGCUCUUGGUGAAGCUUUGAACCAAGCAAUUCACCUUCGCCUUGUCACCCGUCAACAACUCUUUGUCACUUCCAAGCUUUGGGUCACUGACAAUCAUCCUCAUCUUGUUCUUUCCGCUUUGCGCAAAUCACUUAGAAGUCUUCAACUGGAGUAUUUGGAUCUCUAUCUCAUUCACUGGCCCCUCAGUUCUCAGCCAGGGAAGUUCUCAUUUCCAAUCGAGGUAGAAGAUCUCUUGCCUUUCGACAUGAAGGGUGUGUGGGAAGCCAUGGAAGAGUGCCAGAAACUUGGCCUCACCAGAGCCAUUGGAGUGAGCAACUUCUCUGUCAAGAAGCUUCAGAAUCUGCUUUCUGUUGCUACCAUCCCUCCUGCGGUGAAUCAAGUGGAGAUGAACCUUGCGUGGCAACAAAAGAAGCUAAGAGAGUUCUGCAAAGCAAAUGGGAUAGUCAUAACAGCGUUCUCUCCUCUGAGGAAAGGUGCGAGCAGGGGAAAAAAUGAAGUGAUGGAGAAUGAUAUGUUGAAAGAGAUUGCAGAGAGUCAUGGAAAGUCUAUAGCUCAGGUUAGUCUGAGAUGGCUGUAUGAAGAAGGAGUGACAUUCGUGCCUAAGAGCUACGAUAAGGAGAGAAUGAACCAAAAUCUCCACAUCUUUGAUUGGGCACUCACAAAGGAAGAUCAUCACAAAAUAAAUCAAAUAUAUCAGAGCCGUUUAAUCGGUGGACCCACCAAGCCCCAACUCAGUGAUCUUUGGGAUGAUGAAAUAUGAACUAUAUGCUACCUAGUACCUCAAUAAUUUGCCUCGGAUAGCAGUUUAUUAUCAAUGUUCCUUAUACACCUUUCCAUGAACGUUGUCUUCAUGUAAUUCCAAAGAAAUGAAAUAAGGAAUUUAAUUAUGAGUUAAUCUACAUCGAAAAC
Messenger RNA from Cajanus cajan (pigeon pea), 1179 nucleotides. Its product is annotated as NAD(P)H-dependent 6'-deoxychalcone synthase. NCBI's taxonomy places the organism in Eukaryota, Viridiplantae, Streptophyta, Magnoliopsida, Fabales, Fabaceae. The record is from RefSeq and is a predicted model, not a curated record. Gene Ontology annotation, molecular function: oxidoreductase activity, acting on the CH-OH group of donors, NAD or NADP as acceptor.